AUGCAGGAAGAAAUAAGUGAUGAGCUACUACCUGGCCAAACACCACAAGAUCGACCAGAUUUGCUUACAAGGGUUUUUCGUGCAAAAUUUGAAGAGUUGAAGAAUGAUGUUAUAAAAAAAGGUGUUUUAGGCAAAGUUCUUGCAUAUGUAUAUGUCAUUGAGUUUCAAAAGCGCGGUCUCCCCCAUGUUCACAUGCUUCUCAUGUUAGAAGAAAAUGAUAAGCUUAAUAGUCCAGAUGAUUAUGAUCAGGUGGUACGGGCUGAAAUACCAAAUCCAAAUGAAGAGCCUAAAUUGUAUGGUGCCGUCUUAAGGCAUAUGAUACAUGGUCCAUGUGGAAUACACAAUUCACGGUCACCCUGUAUGAAACGUGGUAGCUGUAAACGAAAUUAUCCUAAGCCAUUUGCACUAACUACAGUUCAAGGAAAUGAUUCUUAUCCAGUCUAUCGUAGAAGAGACAAUCAUGAUCCAAUCCCAUUAGAUCAUAAUGCACGUAUAAUGGUGGAUAAUUGGUGGGUCAUUCCGUAUAACUCAUGGCUACUCCUCAGAUAUGAUUGUCAUAUUAAUGUUGAGAUUUGUUGCAGCAUUAAGAGUGUUAAGUAUCUGUACAAAUAUGUUUACAAAGGUCCCGAUCGAGUAGCUUUUGAAGUCCAUCAUGAACCUAUUCAAGAUGAAAUAAAGCAGUUUGUUGAUGCAAGAUGGGUUUGUGCACCUGAAGCUUUAUGGAAUUUGUAA
Pyrus x bretschneideri (Chinese white pear) is the source of this 732-nucleotide messenger RNA. RefSeq lists its product as uncharacterized. Bases 1 to 732 code for a protein of 243 amino acids. NCBI's taxonomy places the organism in Eukaryota, Viridiplantae, Streptophyta, Magnoliopsida, Rosales, Rosaceae. The record is from RefSeq and is a predicted model, not a curated record. The transcript is spliced from 2 exons.